Messenger RNA from Sycon ciliatum, 2604 nucleotides. Its product is annotated as lysophosphatidylcholine acyltransferase 2-like. The transcript has 14 exons. The record is from RefSeq and is a predicted model, not a curated record. Gene Ontology annotation, cellular component: endoplasmic reticulum. Gene Ontology annotation, molecular function: calcium ion binding; lysophosphatidic acid acyltransferase activity. The coding region runs from base 214 to 1737 and encodes 507 amino acids. Lineage: Eukaryota; Metazoa; Porifera; Calcarea; Leucosolenida; Sycettidae.
GUAGUCACUAGUAUUUUAUUAUUUUGAUAGGGAAGGCCCUACAGACGUUGCCGUCUUGUUACAGGGAACCCUAAGUGCUCUUUACAGAGCGAAACAAAAACGGUGUGUCGAGUCAGCGGAAGAGCUGAAUCGUUUUUGUUGAUGCGAAAAGUGAGAAGACAGUUGAACUCCGGAGCUCCCUGGCGUGAGCGACUGACUCACUGAGCUGAGGCCAUGCCGCCAUCUAGCCCCACAAACAGAAGGUCCGCUCGAAGACUUCCAGACUCCAGCGAGAACCCUUUCUGCUUUCGCGUGCAUUGGACGAGCGCUCGCUACUUACAGGUGUGCAUUGGCGCUGUGACACUGUUGCCCAUUCGUAUCAUACUCGCGCUGUGCAUCAUCUUGCCAGGCAUUGUGUUGGCCAAGCUUGUGUCCUUAACACUACCAGUCAGUGCAGAGGGGUUCUCCUACCAUAAGCCAUGGCAAAGGUAUAUGAUGAAGGUCAUCCUUGGCAGGUGCCUUGGACGGGGACUACUCUGGUGCCUGGGGUUUCCAUGGAUACGUGAAUAUGGGACGCAAGCUGAUGUAUCUGAGGCACCUGUGGUCGUUGUUUGCCCGCACACGUCCAUAUUUGAUUCCUUCUUCGUCGGUUCAAUCGUACACGGGGCGUACGUAUCGCUGAAAUCCAAUCGCAAUUUCCCGCUUGUUAAGGACCUGCUGGAGGCUGCCGUCACGAUAUGGAUCGAUGAGAAGAAAAAGGAUGACGCCGUUGUUGAGUUUCAAAAGCGACUCAAGUCCACCGAAAAAUCCCCGCCGAUCAUAUUCUUCCCAGAGGGAGCUGUCCAUGGCCCUGGUGUGCUGACAGAGUUCAAACAAGAACUCCCACUCAGGCUUUAUACUGUGUCUGAUCUACUUCUGAAGGCGCGUUCAAGUUUGAACUGCCAGUCCAGCCCAUCAUCUUUCGAUUCCCCGAAGACGGCCGAGGGACUGUUUCAGACGAUGUGCAUUGCUUACACUCCGGCAGAAGUGCAUUUUCUACCGGUCUACACUCCAUCAGAGAAGGAGGAACAAGACCCGCAGCUUUAUGCAACGAAUGUGAGGAAUGCCAUUUCCCAGCAAAUGAAGCUGAACCUCUCUCAGCAUAGUCGACAAGACAUGAUCCUGACUAGUCUGGCAGUGAAGUAUGGCUUGCCGGCGUGGACCGGCAAUGUGGAGUAUGUCGUCAUGCGAGACACUUUGCACUUGAAUCUCGAUCUCCUUAAAGUCCUGCUGGAACGGUUUGCAGUGCUCGACUCCGACAAAGAUGGAUUUGUCACGAGCGAAGACUUUGCUGCGGACUUGAAUUGGCCCGUGGCAGAGGAUGUUGCUGAGUUGUUCAGGACGUGUGAUACGGCCGAGCGCGGGAAGAUCACAUUCCGCGAGUAUGCAGUUGCGUAUUCCGAUCUCAUUCGGCCAUAUGAAGAGGAUGCUGCCUUCAUCAGUCAGACGUUUGAGGCCUUGAACCGGAGUAAUGCAGAUGCGAAAACUGGAAGAACGUCAGUCGAGGACCAGAGACUCCUGUCGGUUAGUACAUGGCUGAUGGGCUUGGUGGCAAAUGGCAGAGCUCGAGAGCGUACAAACUCCGCUGAAACCUCCUCAACACCCAAUCGUAACGGCACAUCAACAGAUAUCAUUGAUAACUUCAAGCAGAUUGUGUCCCGGAAGCCAGAGCUUCUCGUCCUCUUGUCAUCCCUCAGCUCAGUUAGUAUGGAAUCAUGAGUCGGUACACGCUCGACUAGUUCUGCUUGACGACUACUUGCUGUGGCAUAAGAGUACAUGUAUGUGUAGUUCAACACGUGAACGCACUCCGUGUUAUAUCAUAGCCAGUUUCCUAUUGUGAUUUUAUCCCAGUGGUGUGUGUGUGUGUGUGUGUGUGUGUGUGUGUGUGUGUGUGUGUGUGUGUGUGUGUGUGCAUGUGUGCACGUGUGUGCAUGCUUUGGGUCAUUUCAUAAUAAUAAUGUGUGUGCAUGUGUGUGUGUGUGUGUGUGUGUGUGUGUGUGUGUGUGUGUGUGUGUGUGUGUGUGUGCAUGUGUGUGUGUGUGCAUGUGUGUGUGUGUGUGUGUGUGUGUGUGUGUGUGUGUGUGUGUGUGUGUGUGUGUGUGUGUGUGUGUGUGUGUGUGUUAAAGUGGCAAGCUGCAUCAACGAGCAGUAGUUGAAUUAUUCUUCCCUUUGUCUAUAGAUACAGUACUACAGCUUGACUACCCACUCAGACCUUACAGUAGUAGUUAUACAGGCGGGCAUUGAAGCUCGUUGUUACACAUCUUUCUCCCGAGUGGACCAGCAGUGUCCUUUUAAAACACUCAUAAAAUGUGAAUGCUAUUCACUCAAUUAUUUUGCAAAACGCAUCAACACGCGAUGCCCGUUAGUUUAUCAUCCACCUGGGCAGAGACAGGGUUAGAUUGUGCUGCGGGCAUAUUCUUCGAAGUGACAUUGAUUUUAUCUUUUUCUUUGGAGUAAUGGCCAUGGGGGUCCUAGCUCCCGCUCCUCGUUAAGCUUGAUUGAAUUUUGGCUGCAUUUUACUAUGUGGCAGACUAUCUUUGUGUUCUGAAAAUACGCAACAGUUGGCGACAAGCGUGCUCAAUCUCU